Messenger RNA from Debaryomyces fabryi, 1017 nucleotides. RefSeq lists its product as uncharacterized. The record is from RefSeq and is a predicted model, not a curated record. The transcript has a single exon. The coding region runs from base 1 to 1017 and encodes 338 amino acids. Lineage: Eukaryota; Fungi; Ascomycota; Pichiomycetes; Serinales; Debaryomycetaceae.
AUGGAUGAAACUGGACCUGUGAUUGUAGCAUUUCAAGAUUUAGUAAAGGGAGUUGAUUAUAACACUUUAGAAAAUGCCUUUGGACCCGAUUCAUUAGGUAUUAUACUUGUAAAGAAUCUACCAGAGAAAUUUCAUGAAUUGAGGCUAAGAGUAUUAAAAAGUGCUUCUAUAUUAGCGAAUUUGCCCAACGACGAAUUGUCCAAAUUAGAAUCAGAAGAGUCUAUGUGGUUAUCGGGAUGGUCUUGUGGGAAAGAAAUAUUGGGUAGUAGUGGCAAGCCUGAUUAUAAUAAAGGAUCAUAUUAUAUGAACUGUGCCUUUCAUAAGGAUCCUAAAUUAGAGGGACCAAUUCAUAGUAUCUGUGACGAAUUCAAAGACUUUAAAACUUAUACCACUUGGAACAUAUGGCCAUCAAAUCAAUUAGAAGGAUUAACUACAUUUGAGAAUGACUGUAAAGAGCUAUGCAAUUUGAUUAUAGAUGUAGCUCAAUCUGUUGCGUCCAAUUGUGAUAAUUAUAUAGCUAAGACACAACCUAACUACGAACAACAUUUUUUGGAACGAAUUGUUAAGAACUCGACUUCAACAAAGGCAAGGUUAUUACAUUACUAUCCAUCCGACGGAACUUCAACAAAUGAUGACGAUUGGUGCGGUGAACAUUUAGAUCACUCAUGUAUUACGGGACUUACUUCUGCGUUACUUUUUGAUGAGUCAAAGGGUUUAACACAUGACUUAGACUACUCUCCAGAUCCCGAGGCUGGUUUGUAUAUUCGUAACAGGCAUAAUGAAGUUGUUAAAGUUAACAUUCCUGCUAAUUGCUUAGCUUUUCAAUCUGGAUCUGCCUUAGAGGAAGUAUCAAAGGGUGGCUUCAAAGCAGUUCCUCAUUACGUAAAGGGUACUAAACAAAAGAACAUUGCUAGGAAUACACUAGCAGUUUUUUGCCAGCCUGAUUUAAAUGAAAAAGUCAAUGAAAGCGAAAACUUUGCUCAAUACGCCGAAAGGAUUCUAUCAUAUAAUCAUUAA